AUGGCGCGCAAGUUCUUCGUUGGCGGCAACUUCAAGAUGAACGGGACAGUCUCGUCCAUCAAGGAGAUUGUCGACAACUUGAACAAAGCUCAGCUUGAUCCCAACGUUGAGGUCGUCAUAGCCCCGCCAGCCCUUUACCUCGUCUUCGUCCGCGAGCACGUAAAGAAGGAAAUCGGCGUUGCCGCGCAGAACGUCUUUGACAAGCCAAACGGUGCAUUCACCGGCGAGAUCUCGGUCCACCAACUGAAGGACAGUGGCAUCGACUGGGUUAUCCUCGGUCACUCUGAGCGACGCACUAUCCUAGCUGAGAGUGACGAAGUUGUUGCUUCAAAAACCAAGUAUGCUGUCGAGAAUGGCAUUAACGUCAUCUGGUGCUGUGGAGAGUCCCUAGAGCAGCGAGAAGCCGGCAAGACUCUGGAAGUCAUUGCUGCCCAGUUAGCUGCAUUAAGGUCACGGGUAUCGGAUUGGAGCAGGAUCGUCAUUGCCUAUGAGCCUAUCUGGGCCAUCGGUACCGGCAAGGUCGCUACAACAGAGCAGGCUCAGGAGGUACAUGCGUCUAUCCGUGCUUGGCUAGCGAAGGAGGUAAGCCAAAAGGUUGCCGACGAAACCAGAAUUCUAUACGGCGGUAGUGUCAGCGAGAAGAACUGUAAAGAUCUCAGUAAGGAGAAGGACAUCGACGGCUUCCUCGUCGGUGGUGCCAGCCUUAAGCCCGCAUUUGUGGACAUCAUCAACAGCCGGGCUUAA
This is a messenger RNA of Daldinia caldariorum, 744 nucleotides long. RefSeq names its product Triosephosphate isomerase. Lineage: Eukaryota; Fungi; Ascomycota; Sordariomycetes; Xylariales; Hypoxylaceae. The record is from RefSeq and is a predicted model, not a curated record. Gene Ontology annotation, cellular component: cytosol. The coding region runs from base 1 to 744 and encodes 247 amino acids. Gene Ontology annotation, molecular function: triose-phosphate isomerase activity. Gene Ontology annotation, biological process: glyceraldehyde-3-phosphate biosynthetic process; gluconeogenesis; glycolytic process. The transcript has 4 exons.